This is a messenger RNA of Scutellospora calospora, 322 nucleotides long. The record is from the annotation of a GenBank genome assembly. NCBI's taxonomy places the organism in Eukaryota, Fungi, Glomeromycota, Glomeromycetes, Diversisporales, Gigasporaceae.
AAGGGUGAUGAGGAAGACUAUAUAAAUUUACUAAAAACCUCGCUCAUAAAUGACACUAAACAAUCCUUUCCGCAAGACUUAUUGGGAAAAAAAUUUUCAAACGAGACAUUUAAAGAAUUUAAAGACGUUGUUAAUUCUGUUAUAAAAGAUCUUGUUAUUAAUGAAGAGUCCAAUUCGUAUCGAAAAAUGCCACCCAAUGUUUUAUCACUUGGCUUUAAGAAGGUGAUUACAAAGGAUUUUAAUUACGGAGCUAUGGUGGAAUAUGAAAAUUCAUGCACGGAUUAUAUUAGACGUUUACCAGCAUUGAAAAGCUUUAUUCUAG